Messenger RNA from Cotesia congregata, 2859 nucleotides. NCBI's taxonomy places the organism in Eukaryota, Metazoa, Arthropoda, Insecta, Hymenoptera, Braconidae. The record is from the annotation of a GenBank genome assembly.
AUGAAGAGGCAAUUGAGUAAUUCUCGAACAGCAGUGUAUAAGAGAAACAAAAAAAAAGUCACAGAUUUUUUAACCGCAUUUCCAGUCGGAAACGGCUUACCUGUUCCUCGAAGCUAUUUUCCAACAGAGAAUACUGGCCUAACUGAAAACGAUCGUAUGGUUAUAGACGGUUCUAUCAAUGAUAAUAAUGAUAUUAUUGUUGAUGUUGAUCGAGAAGAGGAAAAUGCUGCAGCUGGAAUAGAUAUCGAGGAUAUUUCUGGGAUCGCCGAAGAUGUUAACGUUAUCAUUAAUAGUGAAGAACAAGAUUAUGCAGAUCAUGAUGACGACGAUGAUGAUGAUGAUGAUGAUGAUGAUGAUGAUGAUGAUGAUGAUGAUGAUGAUGAUGAUGAUGAUGAUGAUGAUGAUGAUGAUGAUGAUGAUGAUGAUGAUGAUGAUGAUGAUGAUGAUGAUGAUGAUGAUGAUGAUGAUGAUGAUGAUGAUGAUGAUGAUGAUGAUGAUGAUGAUGAUGAUGAUGAUGAUGAUGAUGAUGAUGAUGAUGAUGAUGAUGAUGAUGAUGAUGAUGAUGAUGAUGAUGAUGAUGAUGAUGAUGAUGAUGAUGAUGAUGAUGAUGAUGAUGAUGAUGAUGAUGAAAAUGAGAAUUGUUAUCGUCCAUAUUUUCGUUUUAAAAACAUGCCAGAUGCACAUGUUCCCUUGAUAGCUAAACGUGAUGUCACUGCAAAAGAUCACAUACUUUCUGCUAUUGCUUUGUCAGUACGACACCGAUGGACGUAUGAGUCUACAAUGGAUCAUUUAAAAUUGUUAAAAUCGGUAUAUCAUCACAAUUCAAUACCAACGACUAAAGAACAACUUUGGAAAUGUCUUGACCGUCAUGACAAUUUGCUAGAAUAUCAUUAUUAUUGCCAAAAAUGCCGGGAUUAUUUAGGUUUAAAAAAUUUAGCGACAAAUAAACUGCAAAAAGAAUGCAAGUGUGGUACUUGUGGUCCCGAUGACGAAUUAGAAUCUGAUUUAAAUUAUUUUAUAUAUAUUAAUCUGACUGCACAAAUUAAAGAACUGUUAUCGUUGCCUGAUAUUAGUGAAUCAUUAAGAUAUCGAUUUUGGCGAACAAAAAAUGACCCUAAUGGUUAUGAAGACAUUUAUGAUGGUGACGAAUAUAAGGCUUUAAGUGCUCCGGGAAAAUUGUUAGAAAAAUGGUAUAAUUUUUCGUUUACGAUCAAUACCGAUGGAUGUAACGUGUCCAAAUCAUCAAAUUCCAGUGCAUGGCCGGUUUAUGCCGAGAUAAACGAACUACCACCACAUUUACGCAAGAAACACAUGCUGCUCGCGGCGAUAUUCAUUGAUGGAGAACAUCCAAUCAUGAAUAACUAUUUUAGACCAUUCACUAGUGAAAUGCAACUUCUUUUCACUGAAGGUAUCAAGUGGAAUCCUCCAAAUUCUCACGAAAUUACAUCAAGAUUUAUUGUUACAACGUGUACUUUAGAUUCACCAGCUCGAGCAGCAGUAGUUUGUAUGAAGCAGUUUAAUGGAAAAUUUGGAUGUCUAUACUGUUAUGCGAAGGGUAGAAGUUUAGGUCCUGGUAGGUUCGUUUAUCCUCUUGCACAGUGUUACAAAAGACUACGAACGGAUGCAGAGUUAAGGCAAGAUAUGAUGCAAGCUUUCGAUACAAGAAAAAUAGUACAUGGAGUAAAAAAUGUAUCGUCAUUAACAGCGUUGCCAUUAUUUAACAUAAGUAAAGGUGUUGUUGUUGAUGCGAUGCAUGCUGUGUUCAUUGGAGCAAUUAAACAGUACACAAAAAUAAUAUUGAAAGAAACUCAAUCACCUUAUUAUGUUGGAAGUCCUGUUCAUCAGAAGUCAAUAGAUGAAUACUUGUUGAAAAUCAGGCCUCCAUCAUGUCGCUCCCGGAAACCAAGGUCUAUAAGUACAUAUUUGAAAUGGAAAGCAUCGGAAUGGCGAAAUUGGCUCGACUACGCUCCAAUUUGCUUAAAGGACGUAUUACCAAUCAAAUAUGUCCGUCACCUAGCAUAUUUAUCGGAAGCAAUCCAUUACUUAAAUAGUGAUUGUAUAACACAAGCAGAUUUAGAUCGUAGUGAGAUGUUAUUGAAGAAAUAUGUCAGACUUUUUCAGAAAUAUUUUGGUUUGAAAAAUAUGACUUCCAACAUUCAUUUAUUAACGCAUCUUGUAGAAACUGUACGGAAUUGGGGCCCAAUAUGGGUGCAUGAGGCGUUUAUUUUCGAAUCGUGGAAUAAGCGGAUUAUGGAUUUGAUAAGUAGCCCUCAUGCUCGAACUAACCAGGUGGCAACGCGUUUUCUCAUGCACAAAUUUAUAAUAACCUCGAUGUAUGAUGAAACUGUUUCGCAAGAAAGAAGGAAGUUCAUUAGUAAAAUUUUAAAAAUGUCUAUGGAUGUUGAUCGUGUCCGUGUGAAAAAUCGUGUGAUAGGCUUAGGAAAGUCAGUUACCCGUUUACCAACGGAAAACGAGCGCGUAGCUUUGAUGAAUAUUGGAUAUACGCCUUUAAACAUAAAAUGUUUUAAUAAAAUGACAUUGAAUGGAACAACAUAUGAGUGUAUAAAUGAAAAGAAUUGUAAAUUUUGUAAUUCUACGGUUUACGGUGGUAAUGGAAUAUUUGGUUCUAUAGUUUCAAUAAUUACUUUUUCCCACAACAAUGAAACGACUGGUGGAAUUUUCAUUCGGCGAUUGAGACAUGUAAACUAUGCAUUCAGUACUCAAUUUAUUAAUGCAGUAACACUGUCUGAUGAAUUUAUUUUUAUAAAAGAAUCUGAACUGAUUAAACCAGCGGUUCAAAUUUCUGCAUCAAAUAAAUUGUAUGUUAUUAAACAAGCAAAUUGCUGGGAAACAGAUUAA